Messenger RNA from Branchiostoma floridae (Florida lancelet), 6129 nucleotides. RefSeq names its product doublecortin domain-containing protein 1-like. Gene Ontology annotation, biological process: intracellular signal transduction; regulation of mitotic cytokinesis. NCBI's taxonomy places the organism in Eukaryota, Metazoa, Chordata, Leptocardii, Amphioxiformes, Branchiostomatidae. The record is from RefSeq and is a predicted model, not a curated record. The coding region runs from base 1 to 6063 and encodes 2020 amino acids. The transcript has 47 exons. Gene Ontology annotation, molecular function: microtubule binding.
AUGGAGUCAAAUUCAUUCUCCUCCUAUGCACCACAAUCUUCUGCAAGGACAGGAAGCUCCACAGGUGGCAAGAUUAAGCCCCUGUACAAGAAGCAGCCCAAAGUCAUCACAGUCACAGCCUUCAAGAAUGGAGGCAGGGAUGUCUUCAGCAGAGUCACUGCACCAACUAUCAAGGAGCUCCUGGAGCUAUGUACCAUCAAGUUGAGCCUGCUGUCCGCCGCCCGCCGUGUGUUCCUGGCAGACGGGAGGGAGGCGUUCACACCCAAGGACAUCCCCCGCGAGGCCGAGGUGUUCAUCUCACAGGGGGAGCCGUACAAGGACCCGUACAAACCUGUCAAAACCCAAGAGCAGCUGAAACGCGGUGCCAUGUGGACCAUGAACGGGAUCCUCCUUCCACAGGACGUCAAGAGGGGCAAGACCAAGUCUUCUCUCUCCAAGAGACUUAAAACUCUUGUGGAGAAGAGAAGACAUCGGAUCCUGAUCUUCCUCAAUGGACAGGGGGUCAAAGGUCAGGAGGUGGUGGCCUCCCUGGAUGCACUUCAACAGUUCCUGGAUGCCUGUACAGGCUGCAUGAGUCUAAACUCUCCUGCCCGGGUUCUGUUUGACUGGAGCGGGAAGGAGAUCGUAGACCUGAACGAAGCCGACCCCCUAGACAAGGUUCUCCAGACGGCCACCACACCAGUCCUGGGGCCACUCUGGGUCUCCAAGGGGGAGGGCUUCAGCCCUGCGGGGGUAGAAGUUUACAUCCAGGACAUACUACAGAACCUGCGGCCGAAGCUGCGUGCGGCUAAAGACUACAAGUCUCAGCUGCAGCUGGCCGAGGCCGGCCGGACCGGGGAGGUGGACAGGGUGGAGCUGCUGUCCAUGGACAAGACUGAGAUCAAAAAUGCACUGAAUGAGACAGAUGAGCUGAUAAGUGACUUGAGUGGAACGGUAACAAAGUACAAGGAUCAGCUGAGGGUCCUGGAGCCCCGCGUGCUCGAGGAGCGGGACACUGGGCACGAGUACAAGAUGAAGCAUAUCAAGAGUCUGGAGGCCACAGACAGGCUGGUGGGAAGACAAGGUCUCAGACUCAAGGUGUUUGAGAAUGGCCGAGAUGAGGGGGAGACACUGAUUUAUUUCAACAUGAGGGAUGCAGAGAGGGCAGCAAAGGGGGACAGCAAGAGGCUUAUGGAACAGCUCCUUGCCACCUGUACUGCCUGUCAGAGACUAGCCAACCCUGUAUCCAACCCUGGCCCCGCCCUCAGCAGUGUGGCUAAGAAGCUGUACGACCGAGAGGGUCAGGAGAUCAACAACAUCUACACUCUCAAGUCAGAACAGGAGGUCUGGCUCUCGUUCGGGGAGGACUUCAAGCCACCCAGUGUGUCUGUGUUACAAGUGUGUUUUGACAAGGCCCAGGGAGUGACGUUACCAGACGGCAGGACGGUUGCCUACAGAGAACCUGUGGGUGGGGAGGACUCAGUGGAGGGGAUAGACAGGCAUAGCCACUGGGAGGCAACAGUUGGGUUCCCCCUGGAGUAUGACUACACAGAGCUGAGGGAUGACAGGGAUAUAGAGGAGGAGCAGGAGAGGAUCAGGAACAGGGCAGCCACAGACAGGGUGGUCACUCAUGUCCGGUCAGCCGGGCUGGACACAAGGGGCAGCUUCCUGCAGAACAAGGAGGACACCAACACAGUACUUUACCCAGAACUCAGUGUCCAGACUAAGAAGAAGAAAGGAUGGCCACCUGGCUGUCAAACAUGGGUUAUCAACCAGAGUGGACUGAUCUACAGCCGUGCCAUGCCCCAACUGGCGCUGACCGUCAACGACAACCACCGCGUGGAGACGGAGGUCAGCGAGGGGCUCACCGUGGCUGGAUUUGGGGUCACCAUGCAAAAGAGGAUGGUAGGGAACCCUGCACAGCAGUGGAGCUUCAGCCCCGAUGGUUACAUCUUCUCUGUGGCGUAUCCUGACCUUGUCCUGACCUUCCUGGGUGACCAGGGCUCCGAGCCGACCUCUGACCUCAUCACCCCCGGCCUCCCUCAGGGGGUGACGGCGGUGGACAUGAACGGGGCGUCAGAGGACAGCGACUACCGCCCAAACUUGGUGGAUCUGGACGGAGAGGAGGUGCUACAUUCCCCCCGGGUCGACCCACUAGCGGGGCUGGGGGAGGGGAGCCAGUUCUCUGGACAGAAGAGUAUCGUGGAUGUGGUGGAGAAAGUGCCCGCGAAACAUCCUUGUGCCAAAUUUCAGAGGUGGGCCCUAAAGCAGGAGGACCUGGCAAACAUGGGACAGUGGAAGAAAUCCAAAAUCUCUAACCCUGAGUGGAACAAGCUGGCUUACUCCUGGCCUGUCACAGAGGACGGGGUCUGGAACAAGGAGUUUAAGUGGCCCUUGGAGGGUUUUCUCAUUCCCAUGGCUCCUCCUCUAAGGAAGUCUAAAAAGAAGAAUCCAAAUGGAGUUGUUCCCCUGAGAUUAAAGGUGGUGAGAAAUGGAGACAAGAACCCUAAGAACUCAGUAGUGAUCGUGGGACCAGACCUGACUAAUAUGAUGCGUGACAUGAACAAAACGGCGCUAAACGGGAAGAAAGCGCUCCACCACAAGCGGCGCUCCUCUGCCACCCUACAUGUGGAUGACCUGUCAGAGGACAUGGCCGACGCCCUGCACUGUGACAACAUGCCCAGAUUCAGGGAGCUGGAAAUGCAGCUGUUCUUGGAGAGAUGUACCACACUAAUGGACCUGCCUUUUGCGGCUCGGCGGCUGUUUGACGACAACGGGAGAGAACACAGCACGCUGACUGACCUGAAGCGGGACCAGGUCGUGUUUGUGUCCUGCGGAGAGGCGUGGGUCGACCCAAAACUGACAGAGAGCGAACGACAGAGGAGAACACUGCUGGCCAACCUGGCAUCAGACGUGGCACAGAUCAGGCACUAUGUCACUCUCAGGAACCCAGAAGAACUAGUGAUGAUGGUGUCCGGCCCCCUCCAGCCCGGCUCCCCUGUCCUGGUGGAGAAGUGCACCCUGAGCCCAGAGCAGCAGGAGGUGAUCGCGCAGGCGGAGCUGAAUGGGGAUGGUGGGGAGCAUGGGGAGCAUGGGGAGGAGAAACCUCACACUCUGGAGGAUAUCCUGGGGGAGAUUGGGUCAGCCCAUGAGAGGUCCCACCAGCGAUCGGAGGAGAGACUAGCGUCCCGUAAGCGCCCCUGGGAGCAGGGCUUCACCAGCAAGUACGACGAGAUCAUCGAGCUGGGGACAGAGGAAGAACCUCAGUACAGCGACAUGGCUCUGUACAGCAAGUUCAGACCGAAGACCCGUUCCCCCCGGAGAAGUUCCCCCCUGAGCGCCCAGCGGUUCCUGGUGCAGGACGGUUGGGUGGAGCUGGCGGACUGUCCCGGGCUGGUGCUGGGGGUGGCGGAGCAGGACGUAACAGGGACCGCCGUCUCCGUGGUGAUCGUCAGGAAACGGGACGACGACAUCAACCAGAGGUGGACGCUGAACAAGGAUGGGUCCAUCAACAUCAAGAGCAACUACAGCCUGGUGCUGGGAGUGGCCCUUCCUCCCUUCCCCCCUGGGGAGGAUUCCCCACCCCCAGGGUAUGCAGGCGUGCCCAUCUCCCUGCAGCCCCGCAGGGUGGCGUCCCUCGGGGCAGCAAACCAGCGCUGGCUGUGGGACCCCGUCACUGGAUUCAUCAAGGCUUUCGCUACUGAUGUAACUGAUAAAGAAAUUACAGCAGCAAAUAAGGCAGGGGUGUGUACAUAUGCGGUUACUGGUGCUCAAGAACUCGAGCAGCCGGGUUACACAUGGGCAAUGCCCACAGCCAAGGGGAGCCAGCAGGCCAUGGUGUGUGUGGCCUGUGCUCGUGCAAUGCGCGGAAACUUCCGCCUGACCAAGCUCAACGUUAGCAUUCCAUUUUCCUGUGCCAUGGGAACUACAAUAAAACAAAAAGGACAGAAGUUUGGUGGCUGCUUCCACUGUCUAAACGGAAAGGUUGACCUGUCCACUUACGAAGCUGAGAAAGCGCUGGAGACUUGGGAGGAGCAGCUAGAGCAGCUGCGGAAAGAGCGCAGCGUCCGAACCAUCCAGCGUCAGAUCUCCGCUGUCCAGAUGGUCCAAUCACUGCGCGUCCUGGCCUUCAAGAAUGGGGAGGGCUGGUUUGCUGACGGGACGGUGCUGGUGGGAUCUAGUGUAUACGGGCUACUAGAGCAGGCGACUCACCGGCUGAACCUGGCGAGCGCCGCCCGGCGGAUCUACACGGCGGACGGGAACCUGGUGCUGGACAUGAAGGAGCUCAUCGACUGGGCUGUCAGCGACUAUGAGGAACAGAUCAAAGAGGAACAGCAAGUAACUACAAAUGGGGAGUCAGGAGAGUCUAAUGUUGAGGCAGUUCAGGCCUAUCUCCAUGAUGAGAAGGACCAGAGAGAGAUGACUCAGGAGGAGAACAGGAAGGAGGAGGGGGGAGGAGACACAAUGGAACAGCCUGAUGAGCCUGAGUUCACCUACCGCUACACCAACGACGACUUCGACUACUGCUGGGACGGCUUCGAACUUCCCGAAUCCAGCUUCACCUUCAGCUUCGAGGUCAAGGCCGCGAGCGACGCCCACAUUGCCCUGUCGGAGAGCAACGCAAAUGAGGACGGGAUGUACGAGAUCGUGAUCGGGACCAUGAUGAACAGGAUGUCUGCCAUCCGCCAGUUCAAACAUGAGGGCCUGCCAGACAUCAGGAUCACGCAGAGGACUCCAGACAUCCUGUCCGCGACGGAGUACCACAAGUUCUGGAUCAGUUAUGACGGGAAUGGGACGAUUGAAGUGCGGAGGGACGGGGAGGCGGACCCCAUCGUACAGUGGACCGAUCCAAACCCCCUGCUUGUGAGAUAUGUGGGUUAUUCCACCGGUCAUGGAUGUGACGGGGAGUGGCACUUCACCUUCAAAUCAGAUGAGGAUGAGUUAGAUGGAGGUGGGAGGAAGACAGAGGAUGACAACAUGGCUGACAGCUUCAAGAGAAUGGACAUACAGGAAAACACCACAAGAUCGACUCUCAGGGACAGGCCGUCCUCUGCGCAGGUGGGCGACCGCGAGCGACGGGGAAGCGACAGCGGGACCCGACAGCGACACAGCAGCGUGGACGUGAACAUCCAGGAGCUGAUUCGCCACCCCAUCCCCGUCUGGGUGUCCUGCGGGGAACCCUUCAUCAGUCCCGAUGUUGUAGCGAGUCAGCGAGCGCUGGACCAGGUCCAUCGUGAGGAGCGGGAGAGUGUGCUGAAGGAGCUGCAGAUAACUGUAAACACAUUCUGCACCAGAUGCAGGAUGCAGGGUAAGUCACUUACUUACAACUGUAAACACAUUCUGCACCAGAUGCAGGUCACUACUUACAACUGUAAACACAUUCUGCACCAGAUGCAGGGUCGGCGGUACAAGGGCCUGUCCCACCCCAGGUUUGUCCCCACCACCAGCAGCAGGAACCCAGUGAUGCUGGAGGGGGGGUGGAUGGAGCCCACACGGGACGAGGUCACCAGGGAGGAGGCUGUGGAGAAACUGGAGACCCACCUGUCUGAAGUGAAGGCAGUUCAGAAGGUGGAGCGUAAGAAGGCAGGGGUGGGCCCUCGCACCGUCAGGACCAACAGGAAACUCUACGAGCAGCCAACCACGAAACGUGUGCUGGUGUACCCCAAUGGAGAGUCAGCGGACAAGGCUGUGUAUGCCUGGGGAGCCAACCUACCACAGCUGCUUGAAUCCUGCACAAUUCGUCUGAGUCUGCAGAGAGCAGCACGGACACUGUACACUGCUGAUGGACAAAAGGUGCAAUCGUGGGAUGAUGUGGAGAGGGAUCAGCUGUUAUGUGUGUCCAGUGGAGAGGGUUACAUGAACAACAAAGCCUCGAGACGGAAGGUUGAGGUGAAGGCUGCGUGGUCACGAGCCAGGAAACAGGAGGGGAUGGAGGCGACCGAUGUGCUGAUGGUCACUCCUCGCUCUAACCCUAAAGUAGAGGUUGACCCGUACGGUCCCCCUAUCCUGGCCCUUCCGGCUCCGGGCGAGGGAGGCAGCAAGAGGAGACCCCCACUCCCUCCUUCUGCUGGCAAGAGGAGGUAAAGCCUGGACACCCCCAAACUGCAGUGGUACUGCCCUGAUUUCACUCAGCUUCGGAUCAUUCCACGU